AUGGCGGCAUUUCAAGUGGAAGGGGAAGCAGAUCAUUGGUGGGAAAUGAUCAAAGGUACUCAACAAGUAGAAACAUUAACUUGGAGACAAUUCGAAGACCUAUUCAUGGAAAAGUAUUUUUCUAACUCGCUAAGACAAGAAAUGAUUCAAGAGUUCCUCCAACUGAAACAAGGAAAAAUGUCAGUCGCUCAAUAUGCGAACCGGUCUCUUUCACAGUACGCUUCAGCCAUAGUAGCAAAUGAAGAGGAUAAGGUUAGGCGAUUUGAAUGGGGCUUGGACAUAAACAUUAGAGGAAGAUUGAUCGCUGUGCAACUUUCCACCUAUGCUCAAAUGGUGGAUCGAGCUUUAAUUAUGGAACGAGAGUUAGCAGAUUCCGAACGCAUUCGAAAUCAGCGAUCAAGGAACAACAACCAACCACGCGGAGGAGGCCCAGUCCGCAACACCAGAGACCAUCCUUCGCCAGCACCUUAUGUCGGAGGAUUGUAG
Messenger RNA from Camellia sinensis, 486 nucleotides. The record is from RefSeq and is a predicted model, not a curated record. Lineage: Eukaryota; Viridiplantae; Streptophyta; Magnoliopsida; Ericales; Theaceae.